GGGGGCGUUGAUGGCAGCCAGUAUUCCGAAGGAAAUAUCAACCCACGCCUUAAAGCCUCCGCCAUAGCACAGAAUGCCGCGCAGGUAGCCAAGGCCGCCAACGAAGCCCAAGCGGACGCUGCCCACGAUGCCGCCCAGAAGGUAAAGAUUCAGUUGGCGGAGAAAGCUUAUCAGGCAGCGAAUGCUGCCGAGGCCGUGCUCGAAGGCAAGGAGGCAAUUGUGGCGAACUUUGAGCGCGAGAUACGAGAGGCUAACGCAGUAGUCAACCAGGUGACUAACUCACUAGACGGCACUGAAAGCAAUGCGGAUACUGCGGUAAUAGCUGCUAAAGCCGCAGAGGCCCAGUUGUCUGAUCUGAAAUGCCUUGUGCAGGAUGCAGGGUUGAGCCUCAACGACGUUGAGUCGCUGGUCGAACAAGCGCAAUCCGAAAUGGAAGAGAAGGCACAAAUGCUUGCAGCGGCAAAGACACGAGCUCAUCGUCUCACUCGACAACUGGCCCAGGCCAAAGAAGAGUAUGUUCAGGUCAAGGAAGCGGCGUAUAAAGCCGCCUGUGCGGCCGUUGAGGCUAAGCAAAAGGCAGCCGCGAGCCGCGGCUGUCGCAUGCUAGCCAUGGUUCGACAACGACGGCAACAACAGGACCUUUUAAGCGACGAACCGAGAUGGUCUUUUUUACAUGGGCGUCAUUUCUACAGAAAAUGCUUGGAUAACAAUUAA
Molecule: messenger RNA, 714 nt
Organism: Scaptodrosophila lebanonensis
Lineage: Eukaryota; Metazoa; Arthropoda; Insecta; Diptera; Drosophilidae
Exons: 1
Source: RefSeq, a predicted model, not a curated record